This is a messenger RNA of Kickxella alabastrina, 4445 nucleotides long. RefSeq names its product molybdopterin binding aldehyde oxidase/xanthine dehydrogenase. Gene Ontology annotation, molecular function: xanthine dehydrogenase activity; FAD binding; iron ion binding. NCBI's taxonomy places the organism in Eukaryota, Fungi, Kickxellomycota, Kickxellomycetes, Kickxellales, Kickxellaceae. The record is from RefSeq and is a predicted model, not a curated record. The transcript has a single exon. Bases 119 to 4372 code for a protein of 1417 amino acids.
GUAGUUUUUCUUCCCAUCUAUCAAAAGGCGUCUUACUCAUCUAACAUCUAGCAUCUAGCAUAUUUUCAUCUACUAUAUUUUUAUUAUUAAACACGCAUCUGUAUUGUUUAUUUCAAAAAUGACCCAAUUCAAUUCAAGCAUUUUGUUCUACCUCAACGGCAAACGCGUGGUUCUCGACAACCCGGACCUCGACCAGACGCUGCUGCAGUACCUGCGCAGCAUAGGCCUGACAGGCACCAAGCUCGGCUGCGGCGAAGGCGGCUGUGGCGCAUGCACAGUAAUGGUGUCUCGCUACGACACAGACGAGCAAAAGAUUAUCAACACCUCGGUCAACGCCUGCCUCUGCCCCACCUACACACUCGACGGCAAACACGUCAUCACCGUCGAGGGACUCGGCACGGCGAAAAACCCACACCCAGUGCAAGAGCGCAUUGCCCUGCUGCAUGGAUCGCAGUGCGGGUUCUGUACGCCUGGGUUUGUCAUGUCGCUGUACACAUUGCUGCGCAAUAAUCCCAAUCCCAGCGAGCUGGAUAUCGAGGAGUGCUUUGAUGGCAAUCUGUGCCGGUGCACGGGGUACAGGCCGAUUUUGGACGCUGCAAAGACGUUUGCUGACCAGGCGUGGAGGGGAGGCGCUGUGGUCAAUGAGGAUGGGAUGACAAAGGCCGGUGUCGAGAAGGGCUGUGGCAUCGAGGACUGUUGUAAGCUGAAGAAAAAUACAGAGCCGGUUGCCGACUGCACCGGGACCACCAAGAUCACCGAGCCGGCCAGCGGAUGCUGCCAGCAGAGCAACAGCGGGCCUGCGGCUGGUGCUGCUCCAGGGGGCAGCUGCUGUCGCGACAAGCCAGGUGUCAAGACAGGGCGCCACGACAGCGCAGUGUGCUUGCCCGACGACACGGCCCCCAAGGGUGAAAACCUGGCCGAGAUUGAAAAGGCGCAGGUCAUCGCGCGGUUCCAAAAGUACGACUCGGCGCAGGAGCUCAUUUUCCCGCCAUUCCUUGUGCGCUACACCAAGGGCGAGGCUUCGCUAGAUGGCGGAGAGCCCAGUCGCCAGGCCCUGGCCAUUGUCAGCCAGCACAAGGGCGCCUGGUGCCAGCGCUUUUAUCGGCCACUGACGCUUCCCAGCCUGCUGGCCAUCCUAAGCGAGCACCCGGCGGCCAAGCUGGUGGCCGGCAACAGCGAGGUUGGCGUGGAGAUCAAGCUUAAGCGGUCCAAAUUCCCCGUGCAAAUCUACGUCAACGACAUUCCUGAGCUGCAACGCAUUGAUGAAGCCGCCGAUGGCGUAUUCUUUGGCGCCAAUAUCACGCUGGCACACUUUGAGAAUGCGCUCAGCGAGCUGGUGCGCAGGCAUGGCGAGCAGCGCACGCAGUCAAUGGGCGCUCUGCGCGAGAACCUGCGGUACUUUGCGGGCAACCAGAUCCGCAAUGUGGCAACAGUCGCUGGCAACAUUGCCACAGCGUCGCCAAUCUCCGACCUCAACCCGGUAUUCCUUGCCGCCGGCGCCAUCGUCACGCUGGCGUCCAGCAGCGGCCAGCGAAAGGUCCCCAUGGCCGAGUUCUUUGUUGGGUAUCGGCGCACGGCAAUGCGCGAGGGCGAGGUGCUGCAGAAUGUAUUUGUGCCGUUCUCGGGCAGGCGUGAGGUUGUCAGGGCAUUCAAGCAGGCCAAGCGCAAGGACGAUGACAUUGCCAUUGUGACAUGCGGCCUGCGCGUGAGCCUCGACGGCCAAAACCGCGUGCUGGACGCUGCCUUUGCCUACGGCGGCAUGGCGCCCACAACCGUGCUGGCCACGCAGGCGAUGCAGUGCGCUGUCGGUGCCACCUGGGGCGAUCCUGCGCUGCUGCCUCGCCUGCUGGGCGCGUGCCAGAACCAGCUGCGCCUGGACUUUGGUGUGCCCGGCGGCAUGGCCGAGUACCGCGCGGCGCUGACAACCAGCUUUAUGUUCAAGUUCUGGGCCCUCUCCUGCAGCUACCUGGCCAUUGACACCCCCGAGGCUGCGUUAGCGCACGAGAUGGACGAUAGCGCCGAGCGUGCGCUGUCCAAGGGCGCCCAAGAGUACGCGACUAUCACCGAGCGCGCCAUUGUUGGCAAGGGUGUCACGCAUCUGUCGGCGCUCAAGCAGGUUACUGGCGAGGCGCGCUAUAUUGAUGACAUGCCGGCGCUGCAGGGCGAGCUGUACCUCGGCCUGGUCAUGUCUGCCCGCGCACACGCCCGCAUCCUGAGCAUCGACGCGCGUGAGGCGCUGGCCGUGGCCGGUGUGCACCGCGUGCUGACUGCCGCCGAUGUGCCCGGCGAGAACCGCUGGAACAUCUUCCACGACGAGGAGAUUUUGCCCACCGACGAAGUGCACUACGCGGGUCAGCCGCUGGCGCUGGUUCUGGCCGACUCGCAGAAAAUUGCGCAGGAGGCUGCCCGCCUGGUGCGCGUUGAGUACGAGGACCUGCCGGCCAUCCUUGCUGUGCGCGACGCCGUGGCGCAGGGCGCGCUGUACGACGAGGUGCGGCAGCUACAGAAUGGCGACGUCGAUGCAGCCUUUGCCGAGGCCGACUUUGUCUUUGAGGGCGAGUCAUACUGCGGCCCACAAGAGCACUUCUACCUUGAGACAAUGGCCUCCAUCGCCGUGCCCAAGGGCGAAGGCGACGAGUUUGACAUCUACGCCAGCACGCAAAACCCGACCGAGGCGCAAAUGGUCUGCGCCGAGGUGCUUGGCGUGCCUGCUAGCCGCAUAGUCUGCCAUGUCAAGCGCAUGGGCGGGGGCUUUGGCGGCAAGGAGUCCCGCUCUGUGCUGCUUUCGGCCUUCACAGCGCUCGGCGCCUACCACACGAACCGCUCCGUGCGCAUUAUGCUGGACCGCGACGAGGACAUGAUGACGUCGGGUCAGCGCCAUCCAUUCUUUGGCCAGUGGAAGGUUGGUGUCACCAAGGAUGGCCGCCUACUAGGCUUGCGCGCCCGCAUCUACUCCAACGGCGGCUUCUCGCACGACCUGUCGAUUGGCGUCCUGGAGCGCGCCGUGUCGCACUUGGACAAUUGCUACCGCAUCCCCAACACCGAUUUUGUGGGCCGCGUGUGCCGCACCAACACGCAGAGCAACACGGCGUUCCGCAGCUUUGGCGGCUGCCAGGGCAUGUUCCUUCUCGAGUCCAUGCUGUGCGAGGUCGCCGACCGCUUGAGCCUCUCUGUCGAGCACCUGCGCGAGAUCAACUUGUACAAGGAGGGCGACGUGACGCCUUUUUCGCAGGUGCUUGAUGACUGGAAUGUGCCGCGCAUGUGGGCGCAGAUCAAGGAAAAGGGCGAGUACGCCCGGCGGCGCAGCGAGGUCGACGCGUUCAAUGCCCAGUCGCGCUACCGCAAGCGCGGCCUGUCGCUUUUGCCCACCAAAUUUGGAAUCUCGUUUGGCGUCAAGUUUCUUAACCAGGGGAUGUCCCUCGUGCACGUCUACAUGGACGGCUCCGUUUUGGUUGCCCACGGCGGCACCGAAAUGGGCCAAGGGCUGCACACUAAGAUGGCCAUGAUUGCCGCCGAGACUCUCGACCUGCCGCUGGAGUCCAUUUUCAUCAGCGAGACCGCCACCAAUACAGCCGCCAACACGUCGCCGACUGCCGCCUCGGCCUCCUCCGACCUUAAUGGCUACGCUGUCUACAACGCCUGUAAGGAACUGGCCGACCGCCUGCGACCCUACCGCGAGAAAAUGCCCAACGAGCCCUUCCCCAAGGUUGCCAAAGCUGCGUACUUGGACAGAUGCCAGCUGACAGCCGCCGGCCACUACGCCACGCCGGAUAUUGGGUUCAACUGGCAGACGAACGAGGGCAUGCUUUAUUUUUACUUUACGCAGGGCGUGGCACUCGCCGAAGUCGAGUUGGACACUUUGACGGGGUCGCAUACGACGCGCCGCGUGGACAUCAUCAUGGACGUCGGCAAGUCACUCAACAAGGCCAUCGAUAUUGGCCAAAUCGAAGGAGCCUUUGCGCAGGGACAAGGGUGGACCACCACUGAGGAGUUCCUCUACUUCCCAUCCUCAGGAAAACUAUUCACGCAGGGUCCUGGCAAUUACAAGAUUCCCUCGGCAAUGGAUAUCCCCAGAGACUUUAGGGUGUCUCUCUUGGAGGGCCUGCCGUAUCGCGGGCUGAAAACCAUUUACUCGUCAAAGGGGAUUGGAGAGCCGCCAUUGUUUUUGGGCUCGUCCGUGUUUUUCGCUCUGAGGGAUGCUGUCUUGGCCGCUAGAGCGCAUUCUCCUGGCGUUGCUGAAGAGGUCUUGCAUUUGGAGUCGCCAGCUACAGCAGAGAUUUUGCGCUUGGCUUGUGUCGAUGAGAUGGUCGAGUUGGCUAGAAUCCCAGCUGCACAAAAAGAGGGAAAGAUUCCAUUUACUGUUCGCAUUUGAAACAUGUUUAACUGAAAUUUUUAUAAAUAGCGUGAAGCACACAAUUGAACGCAAAUAAAUAUGAAUAUAAAAG